Zygotorulaspora mrakii is the source of this 1773-nucleotide messenger RNA. RefSeq names its product Abp1p (gene ABP1). Bases 1 to 1773 code for a protein of 590 amino acids. The transcript has a single exon. Gene Ontology annotation, cellular component: site of polarized growth; plasma membrane; actin filament. Gene Ontology annotation, biological process: regulation of actin filament polymerization. Gene Ontology annotation, molecular function: actin filament binding. NCBI's taxonomy places the organism in Eukaryota, Fungi, Ascomycota, Saccharomycetes, Saccharomycetales, Saccharomycetaceae. The record is from RefSeq and is a predicted model, not a curated record.
AUGGCUUUAGAACCCAUUAAUUACACUACUUACUCUAGAGAGAUUGAACAGGAAUACUUGAAAGUUGUCCGCGGAGUUGAUGAAGAUACAACAUGGUUGAUAAUUUCGCCAAACACAAAGAAGGAAUACACUCCUGAAUAUGUUGGGUCGGAUUUCAGUGAAUUCUUGUCGAUGUUCGAAGAAACAAAAGUUCAAUUCGGUUUGGCUCGUGUUUCGCCUCCAGGAUCUGAUGUCAAGAAAUUAAUAUUAAUUGGCUGGUGUCCAGAUCUUGCUCCUUUGAAGAUGAAGGCUUCGUUCGCCGCAAAUUUCGGGACUGUAGCUAAUCAGUUAUUGAAGGGUUAUCAUAUCCAAGUUACCGCGAGAGAUGAAGAUGAUUUGGAUGAAGCAGAACUAUUACAAAAAAUUAGUAACGCAUCUGGUGCGCGUUAUUCUAUCCAAAUGAAUGAUAAGAAGCCAGUGAACAGGCCUGCAAACUCGAAUCGUAACUUCGCGAAGCCUGUACCAGGCCCUGCGCCACAGCGCGAACGUAACGUUGGAACUGAAGCCGCAUCUCCUGUCACAGCCGCCUCAAAUGUCAAGAGCACAAGUGCUGGUCCACCCCAGCCUACCAAAAAGCCUGUUUCAAAUGAUGUCGAUGACUGGGAUGAACCCGAAGUUGAGGAGCGCGAUUUUCAUGAGAAGCCUUUAAAGCCAAGUGCUUCAAGUUACAGACCAGUAGGAAAAAUAGAUCUUCAAAAGGUCAUUGCCGAAGAGAAAGCAAGAGAAGAUCCGCGCCUGGUAAGUGCUAUGCAUGUUUCCAAAAAAAUAGCACCACAGGACGAUAUUACCAAUCUGAAGGAACAAUCUAAGCUAAAAAGAGAUCAAGAAAUGUCAGCAUUCUUGGGUACUAAACCUUUAAAGGCUGGUCCUGCUCCACAAAAAAAUGACGAUAUGACAAUUAAAGGUUUCAAAAAUGAGAAAACCCCCGCUCAAUUAUGGGUAGAAAAGAAAGCUGCGGAAGCGGCAGCUGCAUCAGGAUCUAAGUCAACGCUCUAUGGAAAUUUGCAACAAGAGCAGGAGCCUCAACAGUCAAAAUCUGAUGUUCAAGAUUACAAUGAGGAGGCUGAUGUUAAUGAUCUAAAAUCUAAAUUUGAAAAGUUAUCUUCUAAUGCUGAACCUGCGAUUAUAACUCCAAAAAGAGUUGAUGAAACACCAAUUCCGAAGGAGGAUGUAUACACCGCGGUGAAAUCUGAUACAUCGCAAUUUGGCAGGCCUUUGCCUGGAAUGCAUGUCGAAGUUUCAAAUGAGGAGAAUGAAGAAGUUGAUGAGGAAGAUGAGUGGGAUGAAGAAGAAGCCUCGCCAGCGCCUGCGCUUCCCUCAAGGUCUUCAUAUAUAAGCCAGGAAGAGAAGCAGAAACAACCAAUCCAAAAGGAAGAACCUGUCGAAGAAGAACCUGUCGAAGAAGAACCUGUCGAAGAAGAACCUGUCGAAGAAGAACCUGCCGAGGAAGAACCUGCCGAGGAAGAGCCGAUUGAAGAAGAGCCACCUUCUUUACCUUUAAGAAAUUUCCCACCACCUCCUGCAAGAAAAUCGGUCGAGCCUACUAAGCCAGCUCUACCAUCAGCUAUCGCAACUUACGACUACGAAGCUGGAGAAGAAAAUGAACUGACGUUCAAGGAGAAUGAUAGAAUAAUCCAUAUAGAUUUUGUCGACGAGGACUGGUGGCUCGGGGAGUUGGAAGAGACGGGAGAAAAAGGUUUAUUUCCUAGUAACUAUAUAACUCUUGAAAACUAG